Messenger RNA from Aspergillus alliaceus, 1671 nucleotides. Its product is annotated as kinase-like protein. The coding region runs from base 1 to 1671 and encodes 556 amino acids. Lineage: Eukaryota; Fungi; Ascomycota; Eurotiomycetes; Eurotiales; Aspergillaceae. The transcript has 4 exons. Gene Ontology annotation, biological process: mitotic DNA damage checkpoint signaling; protein phosphorylation. Gene Ontology annotation, cellular component: nucleus. The record is from RefSeq and is a predicted model, not a curated record. Gene Ontology annotation, molecular function: protein serine/threonine kinase activity; protein binding; ATP binding.
AUGGAUCAAAUAGCUGAGAGGUUCAGACUCGACGUUACUGUCAUCUCCGAGAACUGCAACAGAGAGAUCCUGCAGCAUAACCCCGGUCAAGCAGAGAAGGAGAACAGAAGAGUAAUAGUAUGGACUAGGAAGCGCGAUCUGACCCAGGAUGUGUACGUCGAGGAGUCGCAGUCGGGGCAGGUGCGAGUAGUCAAACGAGUCACCACGACGGAUAAAAGGGUGAAGUAUCGGUCGGAGUUGGAUCUUAUGGGAGGAGUCUCUCAGGCCACAGACAAACUGCUUUUCGUCGAUUUCAUCGGCUGGUUCCCAUACAAGGAUUAUAUCUGUCUCGCAAUGGAAUAUUGUCCCUAUGGGGAUCUCAAAGGAUGCUAUCCCAACCCUACCUCUGAGCCAGAGGCCCGGGAGAUAUGUGCACAACUAUUGGAGGGUCUAGCAGUGCUACACAGUCUCAGCAUUGUGCACCGUGACAUUAAACCAGAGGCUGUCUCCGAGAAGACUCCAAUCAAAGUCAAAAUCGCAGACUUCGGAGUGAGCAAGCGCGCAGUUGAGGGGCAAACAGAGCCCCGAACAGGCUGCGGAACUCCGGGUUUCAUGGCGCCAGAGGUCUUGCAUCUCCUCGACGAUACCAAGGAGGACUCGACCUUUACCAGUGCGGUCGACAUCUGGUCGCUCGGGUGCCUGCUGUAUUACAUCCUGACCAAGCAGGUGCCGUUCAGCAUAUACGAGUCACUUCUUGACUAUGCCAAGGGCCGCGCAGCGUUCCCCGAGGGACACUUGAGGGAUAACCAAGUGGGCCUUACGGGGCGCGGCUUUAUCAAGAGACUCUUGGAGCCGCUUCCCGACGCUCGUCCAUCAGCAUCGGUGGAUGUCUCCAGUAGCUGGGUUAUUCCGGACAGGAACGAGGAAUUCAUAGGCCCUGAGUUCGUUAGCACAACAGAUACCAUUUCAGCAGUCGGGAUAUCCCACGGCCUCACGAGCCCGACACAGCUAUCAGUCGCCGAUACACAAUGGCGUGGCCUUCUCAAGAAUACAUUCACCCGACUGAGCUCAUAUUCCACCAAUGAGAUGGACAGUGAAGCUCCAAGCCCUCCUGACACCCACCCAAGCCUCAACAGACUACACAACGGCUACACGGCUUUACACAUCGUCUCAGAACAUGGGCCCGUCGAGUGGGUUCAACUCCUUCUGGAAUACGGCGCCGAUGGACAGAUACGCACACAACCAGGUCGUGAGACCGUCCUACACCUGUCUACUGCGCAAGGCAACCUUGAGGGAUUUACGAAGAAGUUAGAGCUACUGCUGGACAUCCGAGCCGUCCGAGCAGACAUAAACGCGCAAAAUGCCAACGGCGACACAGUCCUGCACCUCGCAAUUGCCAGAUUCGGGACCAUCGCUGCAAUACGGCUUUUACUCGAGGCUGAGGCAUCGACAAAUAUUAAGGGGAGACAAGGGCGCACGCCACUUCUGUACGCUCUUUAUCUAGAGCAGGAGGCGGUAGCGACAUUAUUGUUAAAUAAAGAUUCUGACCCCUAUUCCCUUGACAAUAACGGCUCCUCUGCGCUGCGCUAUGCCAUUGCAUCCGAGAGGAUAAGUUUAGCUUUCAUUGAACGGUUGCUUAGCGCGGGAGUCGACGUCAACUGGAAGGAUGAAGAAGGCCGUGCGCCUUUGUAG